AUGGCUUCCUCUAUCUUUUCGCUGCACCUAAAAUCGAUUGACGUCAUCGCUGGGAAAGAGUGUUUCAUGCAAAGAGAUUACGUCUUUUUUUCCAUAUCCUUGUUUUUCCUCCUCUUUUUCGCCCUUUUCUCUUACUCUUCUCUUCUUUUUUCUCUUCUUACUCCAUUCUCUUUGUUACUCUUUGUCUUCUUCCUCUUUCAUCUUCUUCUUCUUUUUUCUUCUUCUUUUUCUUAUCUUCUUUUUCUCCUUCUUCUUUUCCUCUUUUUCUUCUUUUUCUUCUUCUUUUUCUUCUUUUUCUUCUUCUUUUUCUUCUUUUUAUUCUUCUUUUUAUUCUUCUUUUUCUUUUCUUCUUUUUCUUCUUUUUCUUUUCUUCUUUUUCUUCUUUUUCUUUUUCUUCUUUUUCUUUUCUUCUUUUCCUUCUUUUUAUUUUCUUCUUUUUCUUUUCUUCUUUUUCUUUUCUUCUUUUUCUUUUCUUCUUUUUCUUCUUUUUCUUCUUUUUUCUUUUCUUCUUUUUCUUCUUUUUCUUCUUUUCUUCUUUUCUUCUUUUUCUUUUCUUCUUUUCUUCUUUUUCUUUUCUUCUUUUUCUUUUCUUCUUUUUCUUUUCUUCUUUUCUUCUUUUUCUUUUCUUCUUUUUCUUUUCUUCUUUUUCUUCUUUUUCUUCUUUUUCUUUUUUCUUUUCUUCUUUUUCUUUUCUUCUUUUUCUUCUUUUUCUUCUUUUUCUUUUCUUCUUUUUCUUGUUUUUCUUCUUCUUCUUUUUCUUCUUCUUUUACUUCUUUUUCUUUUCUUUUUCUUCUUUUUCCUCUUUUUCUUCUUCUUUUUCCUCUUCUUCUUUUUCCUCUUUUCCUUCUUCUUUUUUUUUUCUUCUUUUUCUUCUUCGUUUUUUUCUUCUUCUUUUCUUCUUUUUCUUUUCUUUUUUCUUCUUUUUUUUCUUUUUUUUUCUUUUUCUUCUUCUUCUUCUUUUUCUUCUUCUUUUACUUCUUAUUCUUCUUGACUUCACAUAAAAUAGUUUUCUUUUGUCCUCACCUUAUUUCUCGCUUCCUUCAUAUCCAACUCUUAAUCCACACUUCUUCCAAACUUACUUCUCUUUGCUUCAGUUUUUUUCUCUUUCUCUUCAAUUUUCUUCUUCUCCCUCCCCACUCCAAUUUCCCGUUUCUAUUCUCUCUCUUUCUAUUUAACUAUCAAUACUUUUCUAAUACUCUUUCUAUCAUCCUUUCAUUAAUUCUUUCUCUUUCUCUAUCUUUUUGUCCCAGAUCUCUCAACCUUACUCUUAACUCUUACACGAUCGCGGUUCGUUUAGUUUAUUGUUUCACCACCACAAACACGACCAACCCCAGCCAUUUUGCACCUUCGUCUUUCUUGGUUUAA
Molecule: messenger RNA, 1365 nt
Organism: Acanthosepion pharaonis
Lineage: Eukaryota; Metazoa; Mollusca; Cephalopoda; Sepiida; Sepiidae
Source: the annotation of a GenBank genome assembly